UUGGACUAUAGCCUAAGCCCACAAACUUGUAUGGGUAGGCUUCGUCUAGAAACAUAACCCUAAUUUCUCAUUCCCCUUUAAGAACAGCCUGCCGUAUCAACAAAUCACCCUCUUUUAAUCGCCUGUUUGCUGCUUUCAGUCGCAUUACGGAAUGGCUGAAGUUGCAAAGGUAGGACCCGCAGUUCCGGAGUCGGUUCUGAAGAAGCAGAAGCGAAAUGAGGAAUGGGCUUUGGCUAAAACGCAAGAGGCUGAAGCGUUGAAGAAAAAGAAUGCGGCUAACAGGAAGUUGAUAUUCAACAGAGCUAAGAAGUACAGUGAGGAGUAUGAAGCUCAGCAAAAGGAGUUGAUUCAGCUGAAAAGAGAGGCAAGGUUGAAGGGUGGAUUUUAUGUCAACCCUGAAGCUAAGAUGCUUUUUAUCAUUAGGAUCCGUGGUAUCAAUGCAAUGGACCCGAAAUCAAAGAAGAUCUUGCAGCUCUUGCGUUUGAGACAGAUUUUCAAUGGUGUGUUCUUGAAAGUCAACAAGGCAACAUUGAACAUGCUGCACAGGGUGGAGCCAUACGUCACCUAUGGAUACCCCAACUUGAAGAGCGUGAAGGAGUUAAUAUACAAGAGAGGUUAUGGCAAGCUCAACAAGCAGAGGAUUCCUUUGACAGAUAACUCCAUUGUCGAGCAGGGUCUUGGGAAACACGGGAUCAUCUGUGUCGAAGAUCUUAUCCACGAGAUCCUAACUGCGGGUCCGCACUUUAAGGAAGCUAAUAACUUCCUGUGGCCAUUUAAGCUGAAGGCUCCAUUGGGAGGUUUGAAGAAGAAGAGAAACCACUAUGUUGAAGGAGGAGAUGCAGGUAAUCGUGAAGAUUACAUUAACGAGCUCAUUAGGCGAAUGAAUUAGAAAUUGGGGUUUUUAAUGUUGUCUUUUGAUGUUUACUAGAUUGUGUACUUUGUGUUUUUUGCGAGUUGGGGCAGUUUUAUUUUUUUGAACAAAGGAUGUAUCUUGACUGAUCUUGCAAUUUUGUGCAUGGUGCUUUCACAUGCUUAUAAGUAUCGUCUAUUAUAUUUC
Helianthus annuus (common sunflower) is the source of this 1057-nucleotide messenger RNA. RefSeq names its product 60S ribosomal protein L7-2. Gene Ontology annotation, cellular component: cytosolic large ribosomal subunit. Gene Ontology annotation, molecular function: RNA binding; structural constituent of ribosome. Gene Ontology annotation, biological process: maturation of LSU-rRNA from tricistronic rRNA transcript (SSU-rRNA, 5.8S rRNA, LSU-rRNA). The coding region runs from base 152 to 889 and encodes 245 amino acids. Lineage: Eukaryota; Viridiplantae; Streptophyta; Magnoliopsida; Asterales; Asteraceae. The transcript has 7 exons. The record is from RefSeq and is a predicted model, not a curated record.